Thalassophryne amazonica is the source of this 2482-nucleotide messenger RNA. RefSeq names its product exonuclease 1 (gene exo1). Gene Ontology annotation, molecular function: 5'-flap endonuclease activity; DNA binding; metal ion binding. NCBI's taxonomy places the organism in Eukaryota, Metazoa, Chordata, Actinopteri, Batrachoidiformes, Batrachoididae. Bases 17 to 2371 code for a protein of 784 amino acids. Gene Ontology annotation, cellular component: nucleus. The transcript has 13 exons. The record is from RefSeq and is a predicted model, not a curated record. Gene Ontology annotation, biological process: mismatch repair; DNA recombination.
CAGACAGCAGCCUGAGAUGGGGAUUCCUGGACUCCUGCAGUUCAUUAGAGAUGCAUCAGAGCCCAUCAAUGUGAAAAAGUAUAAAGGUCAGAUGGUGGCUGUGGACACUUACUGCUGGCUGCAUAAAGGAGCAUUUUCAUGUGCCGAGAAGCUCGCUAAAGGAGAACCAACAGAUCAGUAUGUCUGGUACUGUAUGAAAUUUGUGGACAUGCUGCUCACAUUUAGCAUCAAACCAAUAUUAGUGUUUGAUGGACGUAACCUGCCUUCCAAACAAGAAGUGGAAAAGUCUCGCAGAGAACGUCGAGAAGCCAACCUUCAGAAAGGACGUCAGCUGCUCCGUGAAGGCAAGCUCUCAGAAGCAAGAGAAUGUUUUACCCGCUGCGUUAACAUAACCCCAGCCAUGGCUCAUAACCUUAUAAAGGCUGCCAGAGCGAGAGGAGUGGACUGUAUUGUGGCUCCACAUGAGGCUGAUGCACAGCUCGCGUACCUUACUAAAUCUGGUUUGGCCCAGGUGGUCAUCACGGAGGAUUCUGACCUGCUGGCAUUUGGAUGUAAAAAGGUUAUCCUCAAAAUGGACAAGCAUGGCAAUGGCCUGGAGAUAGACCAGAGUCAUUUAGGUCGCUGUCGCUCUCUGGGGAAUGUUUUCACUGAGGAGAAGUUUCGCUACAUGUGCAUCAUUUCUGGCUGUGACUAUCUGCCCUCAUUGCAUGGCAUUGGCCUGGGCAAGGCCUGUAAGCUUCUGCGGUUGGCAAAAGACCCCGAUAUUCUCAAGGUGAUAAGAAAGAUGGGUCAGUACCUGAAGAUGGAUCUUGUGGUGCCUGAAGAGUAUAUAGCAGGAUUUGUUAAGGCAAACAACACCUUCCUCUAUCAGCUGGUCUUUGAUCCUCUCAGGAGAAAGGUUGUUCCUCUAAACCCAUAUCCAGAACACCUGGAUCCAGCAACCCUCGGAUAUGCAGGACUUAAUGUUGGGGAUGAUAGAGGCUUGCAGAUGGCCUUGGGAAACCUUGACAUCAACACCAUGGAAAGGAUAGAUGACUUCUGCCCAGACAAACCCAUGAAACUGCCAUCUAAACCACGUUCCCACAGCUGGAACGACUCACCAGCCUCUUCUGGGCCCAGUAUCUGGAGCACAGGCUUCAAGCCGAAUGCUGCCACCCCACCCCAGCCUGCUGUCUCACCAAACAAGGUUCCUUCCACUAGGGGGAAGGAGAGAGUCAUCAGCCUGGAUGGCCUGAGGCUUCCCAGCCAAGAACUGCAGGUGAAAAGACCAAGGGAAGACUCUAGCAUGUCAGACCUGGAGGUGCUUGAGCAAUACUCUCCUAUCAAUCAAAAGCGAUUGAGGUCAGACCAGCAGCCACAUAAGCCAAAGUUAACGAGUAGGCUGCGUCCGCAAAAUUGUUUUUCUACACUGCUGCAGAGGAGAAAUCAGGAAGCUGAGGAUGGUGACCAGGUCACGUACAGCAGAUUCUUCAUCAGUUCCUCUUCAGCAGCCAGUCUGAACACCACAGAGCCUUCUCUGGAGGUUUUACCUCAGUGUGUGGAACCCACAACUGUGGCUCACACCCAGGUCUUCUGCCGCUCCAGCAUACAGACCAGUGAGAGCAACAGUCCUGAUACCCUGAGCCCUCCACCAUCGCCCAGCGUCUUGCCUCCCUGCUUGCGUAAUAAGGGUCUCCGGGUAUUUCAUUGGUCAGAUUCUCCCACCUCAGACAGAUCAUCAGGAAAACCAAAGCUUUCAACAGGCCUGGCUGCCCUGCAACAGUUUCAGUUCCAAAAAGAAAACCAGAGACUGCCUGGAUCUGCACCAUCCUCAUCUCUGUCCUCCACCGAUGAAAACUUGGAGGACGACCACCCAGACUCCCCUCCUUCCCAGGACAGCGCCUACUUCUCUCAGUCUCAGGCCAUCCUCGCUUCCUGCCACAGCGUCCCAGCAGACCACCUCCCCUCAUCAUCAGCUGGUUCUCAAGAGGACGCUGUGUCUGAAAUUCAUUCAAACAAUGAUUCAGAGUCCAAUUGGAGCCCGAAACAGACAAAACAAAAAAGCACCACAGGUAGAGUGAAGGCUGCAGGUCUUUCCAGGCUGAAGUCCAUCAGGGACAGUUCAGCAGGGCCUGCCCAAAAACUGGGCCCAGCCAGGGCCAGUGGACUGAGGAAAAAGCCUGAGUGUUCUGGAAAGAAGGCCUCCAGUCCAAAUAAUGAGAACAAUCCUGGUGUCCAGGCCACCAUCAGCAGCCUGUGGAAGAACUUUGGAUUUAAAAAAGAUGCUCAGAGGAUGAGUGCAUGUAAGAAAGGAGAGCCCAUGUCUCCAAUCACAGACAGUCUGCAGGUCAGCACACCUCAGAUGGACAAAAACUUGAUUGCCAGCUUCUGAAGAAUGAUUUCACAGAGGGCUCAGUCUCCUCUGUGUAGGACCAAAGAUUUUAAACAUACUGUGUAUGUUCCAGAUUUCUCAGAAAUCUGCAUUUUUAUAAAAGUGUAAUUU